This is a messenger RNA of Sinocyclocheilus anshuiensis, 1813 nucleotides long. RefSeq names its product solute carrier family 35 member F4-like. Gene Ontology annotation, cellular component: membrane. NCBI's taxonomy places the organism in Eukaryota, Metazoa, Chordata, Actinopteri, Cypriniformes, Cyprinidae. The coding region runs from base 108 to 1499 and encodes 463 amino acids. Gene Ontology annotation, molecular function: transmembrane transporter activity. The transcript has 8 exons. Gene Ontology annotation, biological process: transmembrane transport. The record is from RefSeq and is a predicted model, not a curated record.
AAAGCAAUGUGUGCUGGAAUUUGACUCGGGUGAUGCUCUCAACAGCGGGUUUCGUAUGCUUUUCGCUUGUGACCUAAAAGCUGCCGUUUUUCCCGUGCGGAGGUAAAAUGAGCAGCACGGAGAUCCAGAAUUCGGGAGAGGAGUCCUGCUUUCGCCUGGAGCACCUACCGGGCAAGAGUCCGCGCCUAGUGGGCAAGGCGUCUCCGCAGGUGAACAACCGCUGGGAUGCGCCUGAAGUGACGGCCAACGGGGUCCUUGACAUCGAGGAUCGGAUUUUACGAAUCACCGGUUAUUACGGCUAUAACCCCGGAUACUCCAGCCACAAAAGAGAGGAGGGCUCAGAAUCACAUGCAGAGACUCCAGUCAGUGAAACAAGUGGAAAUGGCACUGCAUACCAGACCUGCGCCAACACAGUGCUCAAGGUGCUGGGGGGUUUGCUGGUGGUGCUGUGUGUCUCCUCGUCCUGGGUGGGCACCACACAGGUGGUCCAGCUCACGUUCAAAUCCUUUUCCUGUCCCUUUUUCAUCACAUGGUUCAGCACCAACUGGAACAUUCUCUUCUUCCCACUCUACUAUUCUGGGCAUGUGGCCACCACCAGUGAAAAACGGACGCCCAUUCAGAAAUUCAGGGAAUGUAGUCGGUUGUUUGGGGAGGACGGAAUGUCUCUGAAGGUGUUUCUGAAGAGAACGGCGCCUUUCUCCAUCUUGUGGACGCUUACUAACUACCUGUACCUGUUAGCACUGAGAAAACUAACCGCUACAGACGUCUCAGCGCUCUACUGCAGCCACAAGGCCUUUGUCUUCCUCUUGUCGUGGAUUGUCCUCAAGGAUCGCUUCAUGGGUGUGCGGAUUGUGGCUGCCAUUAUGGCUAUCACAGGCAUUGUGAUGAUGGCUUAUGCUGAUGGUUUUCAUGGGGAUUCCUUUAUGGGUGUGGCCUUAGCAGUCGGCUCCGCCUCCACUUCUGCUCUUUACAAGGUGCUGUUUAAGAUGUUCCUCGGCAGUGCUAAUCUGGGCGAGGCUGCUCAUUUCUUCUCCACCAUGGGCUUUUUCAAUCUCAUCUUUAUCUCCUGCGUUCCCCUCAUCCUGUACUUCACCAGAGUGGAGCAUUGGGGUUCCCUCUCCUCUUUGCCCUGGGGUUACCUCUGUGGGGUGGCCGGCCUUUGGCUAGUAUUUAACAUCCUGGUCAAUGUAGGAGUGGUGCUCACGUAUCCUAUUCUCAUAUCCAUUGGGACGUUACUCAGUGUUCCAGGCAAUGCAGCUAUCGAUGUGCUGAAGCAUGAGGUCAUCUUCAGCGUGGUGCGUCUGGCUGCCACCUGCAUCAUCUGCCUGGGCUUCCUGCUGCUGCUGCUCCCUGAGGAGUGGGAUACGGUCACCCUGCGCUUCCUCACCACCCUGGCCGACAAGAAGACGGAGGAGCACGGCGAGGAGCUCACAGAAUCCAGCGUCCACACACGCAGCCGCAGUAGAGCCAACGGAGCCGUAUCCAUCCCCAUGGCAUGACCUUUGACCUGUGAAUGAACAGUCAGCGAUCAACACUGAUCCUCCCUGUGGCAGCCUUUAAGGGAUCUAGCAUUCUCUUCCCUGAGAAGAUACGCAUCCAUUCCAUAGAAAUGGACUUUCAGACUUUCGUCUCCCGCUGCACGACAAACCCUGCACCCCUGAGCCCCUCCGCUAGCCCCUUCCCAUGGAAUGUAUUCUGUGAAUAUAGACUCUGUCAGGGCCAGUUCGGCUCACUGUGUACACAUGAAUGCAUUCAGAGAUUGGAUAUAUAUGUAUAUGAUUAUUUGCAUUGUACGUAGUAGUAUAAUACAUGU